GCCUUGCUCUUCUCUCUCUCUCUCUCUCUCCUCGGGAGGGAGCGAGGCUUCUCCCCCAGCUCGCCUCCGCUUUACCUUUGCGCUAUAUAACCUCUGUGGGGAUUCGGAAAGCAGCAGGCGGGCCUCUCGCCGAGUUUGAACCCCACCCAAAAACCCCAUCUUUCUCUCUCCCCACUCCCCCGCCGCCGCCUCUUCAACUCCAAGCUCCAACCCUCUCCGUCUCCGAUCAAAUGCGGCGAGAUCUGCGCUCCUGACCUCGGCAGUGAAGAAACAAAACAUAUCUUGCUGUGUGUGAGCUGCAAACUCCACGAAGAUGGAUCAGUAUGAGGUUUUGGAGCAGAUUGGAAAAGGAGCAUUUGGCUCCGCUCUGUUGGUGAGGCACAAGGUGGAGAAGAAGAAGUAUGUGCUGAAGAAGAUCCGGCUUGCGCGACAAACCGACCGCACUCGCCGGUCUGCACACCAGGAGAUGCAGCUUAUUGCGACAGUGAGAAAUCCAUUCAUUGUGGAGUACAAAGAUUCAUGGGUAGAAAAGGGAUGCUAUGUCUGCAUUAUUAUAGGUUACUGUCAGGGAGGAGACAUGUCUGAAGCUAUUAAAAGAGCAAAUGGUACCUAUUUCUCUGAGGAGAAGCUUUGCAAGUGGCUCGUACAGCUCCUAAUGGCUCUAGAUUACUUGCAUGCAAAUCACAUUCUCCACCGAGAUGUGAAGUGCUCCAAUAUUUUUAUUGCCAGAGACCAAACUAUAAGACUCGGUGACUUUGGGCUUGCAAAAAUAUUGACUUCUGAUGAUCUGGCAUCUUCUGUGGUAGGAACACCAAGUUAUAUGUGCCCAGAACUUCUUGCUGAUAUACCAUAUGGUAGCAAGUCUGAUAUUUGGUCUCUAGGAUGCUGUAUAUACGAAAUGACAGCUCUCAGACCUGCAUUUAGAGCUUUUGACAUGCAAGCUCUGAUUAACAAGAUCACAAAGUCAAUAGUAUCACCAUUACCCACAAAAUAUUCUGGUCCCUUUAGGGGACUUAUCAAGAGCAUGCUGCGGAAAAGUCCAGAGCACAGACCAAGCGCUGCAGAACUGCUCAAGCAUCCACAACUUCAGCCUUAUGUGUUUCAAGUCCAACUGAAAUCUAGUCCUACUCGCAAUAUGCUUCCUAUCCAUGAAUGUCUGACUGACAAAGUUAAGAAGAUGACAUAUCCUGAUGAUGUUGCUGAUUCCGCGCGCAGAAGAAUGGCCAGGAGAAAUUCCUUGGGAAGUCAGAGGACUGUAACAUUUAGCAAACCAUCUCCUGAGCGGAACUCUGUCAGCUCUAUACGGAGCAUCAAAGAAUAUACAACUACCCAGAGUUUCAAAGAGUUAUCCAUUGACAGCAGCCAGGCUGAGGAAGAGGUUACUAGUAAAGCCAUGAUAACGAAGACACCAAGCAUCCUGAGGACUCCCAAGAGUAUUCCAGCCAAGACAUUCACAGGCAGAAAUCGGUUUGAAACUCCGAAAUCAUCUUAUACCAGAACAAGCCGUACUGAGCUGCCCUCAACAACAUCUCUAAGCAAAAGCGCUCCUGCUCGAAGGGUAUCCCUCCCGCUGUCGACAUAUGAAACAACACCAAUCAAGCGCAGCAUCAGCAUUCUGGACCAGCUAGGCGGCUCCCCCGAUGUCUCUGUGAACGCACCCCGAAUUGACAGGAUUGCAGAGUUCCCACUGGCUUCAUCGGAAGACCCCUUCCACCCCAUCCACAAGCUCUCAUCAGCCCACGGCUCCUGCUCUACCCCUCCCUCUGUCAACCAGUCGAUCACCAAGGACAAGUGCACGAUCCAGGUGCUGCGCACGGCUGACGGGGACAACGGGAGUGACUCCUCGGGCCGCAACGCCACGGCCGCCUCAAGCCGGGGCUCCAAUGACUCGAGGCUGCAGCGGUUCGACAUGUCGUCGUUCCAGCAGCGUGCGGAGGCGCUGGAGGGGCUCCUGGAGUUCAGCGCGCAGCUGCUACAGCAGGAGCGGUAUGACGAGCUGGGCAUCCUGCUGAAGCCCUUUGGCCCCGAGAAGGCAUCCCCCAGGGAGACUGCCAUCUGGCUGACGAAGAGCUUCAAGGAGACGACGUAGCGCACCACCCCCAUCUCUUUACGGUCGCCAUUUUUGUAAACGUAAUGCGCGACGAUGUAGCUCAGGUCAGGUUAGUUAAGACUUGUUAGGACUGAAGUUUUAGGUGCUGGGAACACCAUCUCAGUGUUGCCCUAACUUAAGGUUACUUGUUAGCUAGUAACCCCCCCUAGCUAGUUCACUAGUAGUACCUAGUAGUAGAGAAUUGUACUACUCCAAGUUGGAAUUCUGGAUCUGGCAAUGUCUUAAAACCCUUGUAGCCAUGCUGCCCCCUUGCAAUGAAUCAUGUCAUGAUCCUAUUGCCAGGAUCCAUCCA
Lolium perenne is the source of this 2402-nucleotide messenger RNA. Its product is annotated as serine/threonine-protein kinase Nek2. Gene Ontology annotation, molecular function: protein serine/threonine kinase activity; ATP binding. Gene Ontology annotation, biological process: protein phosphorylation. The record is from RefSeq and is a predicted model, not a curated record. Lineage: Eukaryota; Viridiplantae; Streptophyta; Magnoliopsida; Poales; Poaceae.